AUGUCCUCCGCUGCGCCCUCUCCAAGUACGGUCAUUCAUCAGCUCAAGAAAGUGGUGGAGAAUCCAGAGCUGUACAGGAGCCAUCAGCAGGAGAUUACAUCCCUCGCAUAUCGCGUGGAAUCUGAGCUGCAGACCCCCUUCGAACUGUUCCAGGGUAUAGUGCACACGGCAAUGCCUCUAGUAGCAGUACGUGUAUGUCAGCAACACAGGAUCCUUCAUAUGAUGCAGGAAAAUGUCGAAAAGGGACAGCUGGCGACAAGUACGGCAUCAUUGGCUCAAGAUACAGGCAUGAACCGGCAAGGCUUGGAGACGCUCUUGGAAUUCAUGGCAGCUAGACAUUUUGUGGAUCGGGUUUCUUCCAACGAGUUCGCUUCCAAUAGACUAACUCGUCUGCUUCUUACGCCUCUUUUCAUGGAGGGUGUUCUGAUAUAUCAUGAUUUCUUCACCCCGUCCUUCACAGCGUUAAAUGCAUUCUUGUCCUCUCCCAGACAACGGCCAACCGCUUUCCAACUAGCUCACAACACCUCGGAUGGGCCCUACGACAUGCAACAUGCAGACCCGGACAUAAGCAAAGCUUUCCAAAAUUACAUUCAACUGGAACACUCGUAUCUGCCUAGCUGGCUCAAUGUUGUUGAUUUCCAAAGCGAAUUCGCAGAGGACACAUCCACAGAUACGGUAUUGUUUGUAGAUGUAGGGUGUGGAAAUGGCCAGCAGUGCGUGAAUCUACUGACUGAGAAUCCAAACCUGAGAGGGCGAGUCAUCCUCCAAGAUACUCCAUCCGUGAUACAGAAUGCACUUCCAGAUAGCCGCGUAGAAACGAUGGGUUACGACUAUUUCACGGAGCAACCGGUGAAAGGUGCAAAGGCGUAUCACUUCCGACAGAUUUUUCAUAACAACGAUGACGACGAGUGCUUUCGCAUUCUCGAGGCUCUUCUUCCUGCCAUGAGCUCGUCGUCCACGCUUUUGAUCAACGAAAAUGUACUACCUGAUGACGAACCGUCUACGGAAUAUAGGGCAAGCCUUUCGAUGACAAUGAUGGCCUUGUUCAAUACCUACGAAAGACGGGAGGGGCAUUGGCACCGGCUCCUGGAUAAGGCUGGUCUUACGAUUAAGGCAAUUAGGAGGUUUAGCCGGCACGGGGAUAGUAUCCUUAUGGCAGUAAAGAAAUAG
Molecule: messenger RNA, 1170 nt
Organism: Aspergillus pseudonomiae
Lineage: Eukaryota; Fungi; Ascomycota; Eurotiomycetes; Eurotiales; Aspergillaceae
Product: S-adenosyl-L-methionine-dependent methyltransferase
Exons: 4
Coding region: 1-1170 (389 amino acids)
Molecular function (GO): O-methyltransferase activity
Source: RefSeq, a predicted model, not a curated record